Molecule: messenger RNA, 1027 nt
Organism: Daphnia pulicaria
Lineage: Eukaryota; Metazoa; Arthropoda; Branchiopoda; Diplostraca; Daphniidae
Product: neurotrophin 1-like
Exons: 3
Coding region: 90-839 (249 amino acids)
Biological process (GO): regulation of Toll signaling pathway; innate immune response; central nervous system formation
Cellular component (GO): extracellular region
Molecular function (GO): growth factor activity; Toll binding
Source: RefSeq, a predicted model, not a curated record
AUUCGAGCAAGUACAUCAUUCUACUAUUACGGUCCAUCUCUGCUUUACUGUUCGUUAAAACAAACUCAGGGAAUUGUUACUUUUCAGGAAUGAAACUCCUUAUCUUGUUUCUAGUUUGCUUUACGCUAAUUGCUGACGCCUUUUCUCAAUCGGAAAGGCCGUCGAGCAAAGUUAGCAUCAGACCGUCACUUCACCAACGAAAAUCAUCUUUCCUUCAACGAACCAAAUUACGUCAGACCAGUGCAGCACCUUCCGGAAAGAGAGUAGAGUACGUCUAUUGCGAUUCUCGUGCCCCACCCAGCUGCGUGAAAAACGUGAAUGAAACGUUUUGCUUGAAAGAUAACGAUUACCCGGAGAAGGACGUCAAGUACUACAUCGAAUACGACCCGCUGGUACUGAAAAAAUACGCAGACAUUGCAUUCCAGUCGGCGGACAACUUGAUUGAUGGUGUCACUUCGCUGGAAGAAAAACAUUUCGAUUAUUCACUUUACAACGGCAACGCAUUUUCAAAGGGCAACUGGGUCGGUGGUGAAGGAUACAUCUGCCCUAGCGAAGUCCUCUACGUCAGACCCAAACGAGCAUUGAACGCAGACGGAGAAUGGCGCGUUAUUAUCCAAGAUAUCGCCUAUUACACCCAGACUCAUCGCAUUGAAACUUGUUUGUAUCCUGGCGCCUCUUGUCGCGCUAUUGCCCCUUGCCACCGCACUAAAUGCGCCCAAAAGUACGUCUACCAUCGAAUGCUUUCGUACGAUCCUUGCGAUGUCCCCAAAGGUAUUUUUAUCGACAUUUUCAAAUUGCCAUCGGCUUGUUCUUGCCACAUCCCAGCUAAAUUCUAUUAGAAAAAAAAACCAAACCGGUUGAUGGUGGCUGUAGACCGGUCCUAGUAACAAAGUCGAUGAUUUUUAUCUCUUUAACUGUUGCGUGCAAUUUCUUUAUCACCUAUUACCAGAUUUUUAUCUUAUUCCUCAAAACAUUUGAAUUUUAAUAAAACAAAGCUUGUUACAACCAAAGACAAGUUAUACCACAA